AAAGAUCUGCCCACACAAGCAGCAGCAGCAGUAAAGUUGACCAGGCUGACGUGUUGUCCUCUCAAGCUUUUCUUUUACUGCACUGAUCAGCUGUAAGACUUUACUAAACCACCAGCACCACCGGCACUGACAGGAUGGAUCUGGAAGAGUGGAGGUCUAGCUUCCAGAGUGAGGCUGACGGUCUCCUGCAUGGAGACACUUGGACUCUGGAGUUUAAUUCCAGUAUUCAGCCCGAACAUCCUCAGCCCGGAUGGAAGGAGUACAUCAGGAAGACCAGUGCAAGGUUUCAGUGCAGCCUGUGUCGAAGGGGCUGGCCCUCCAACCGAGUGAUGGUGUACCUCCACAUGCGUCUGGAGGGCAGCACUGGCACCGUCAAAGUGAAGCGCUUCCGUCAGAACUGCAAAAGGUGCAGAAAUGCCCCAAUGGUGGAUCCCAUCGUAGAGUCGGAGAACAUCACCAUCCUCAUGAAGAACCUGGUGAAGAAGAUAAGAAUUAAGUGCUACAACGAAGACCUGGAUCAAGGCAACUACAAUCACACGAAGAUCGAAGUCAAAAGUCCCCACGAGCCUGCCCACUGCGAGGGAUGUAUUCAAGGCUUCUGUACAAAAGAGUGAACCAUGCUUCAUGAUCACACAGUUUUGUGGCGUUGCUUUUGGCAUGACUUGUAUCUCAGUUUCUUUGAUAAAUGUACCUAAAAAUAAUACCUUGCCCAGAUGUUAUAUCCUGGGGGGGAGGGGUGUGUUGUUUUGAGUGGAGGCAGAGGUGUGGUGUAGAGAAACGGGAAAUAUUUGCUGAUAUGAAAAGAGAAGUGUUUUGAAGAUGUAGAAGAAAUAUGAAUGUUGUGCAGAGGUCUUCUCUGUGCAUUAGUCGAUAUAAUCAAAACCUCUGUGUGUGAUGUAAGAUUAUAACAGUAGGCUUUGGUCUCCAGGCAUAAGUGACCAUGUAACCGAUCUAAACAGAGAGGAGUUACAAUUUCAUAUUCUGUGUGUAAAUAUAUUUUUAUUUAGCUUUUUCACAUAGCCGGUUAGAUGACUAUUUGGUGUUGACAUCGAGCUGAGCAGCUUGAGACUUCCGUGCUCCACCCUGAUCAUUAUCUAACCGAAAACUUAAGUUUCGUUUUCCUCUAACUGUUGGCAGGAUGACAUCACUUUCGGUUUGCUGGACAGGACAGACACAGCCCCAUUGUGCAGUAAGAAAAAUGUUGAACAGGCAUCUUUUUCACAAGCUGUUCAUUUAGUUUGCGCAUCAGCUGACUUUAAAGCCACCAGGAUCACUUGUACAGACAGGAUGAAGCACAAAAAUAAAAUAAUUCGUCCUCAAA
Limanda limanda (common dab) is the source of this 1321-nucleotide messenger RNA. RefSeq names its product receptor-transporting protein 3-like. The record is from RefSeq and is a predicted model, not a curated record. Bases 135 to 614 code for a protein of 159 amino acids. NCBI's taxonomy places the organism in Eukaryota, Metazoa, Chordata, Actinopteri, Pleuronectiformes, Pleuronectidae. Gene Ontology annotation, biological process: protein targeting to membrane; protein insertion into membrane. Gene Ontology annotation, molecular function: olfactory receptor binding. The transcript has 2 exons.